UCGCUGAAGUUAUCAGUACAAUUGUAGAGCUUGCUUUAGUAACGAUUCGCAGAACGUUCUUUCCCACACCACCUUCAACAAUGAAGUCCUUCUCGUGUCUGUUGGUGCUGGUUGCCUGCGUGGCGAUGGUGACCUGUGCGCCCGUCCAGGAAGGUGAAUCCCGCGUAGUGCGACAGGUUGGCUUCGGCGGAUCGGGAUCGGCGGCCAAUGCUGGCGCUCAGUCGUUCAACCAGGGCUUCGGAGGCUUCCCGGGACACGGUGGCCACGGAGGACACGGUGGGUUCGGUGGAUUCUCGGGAUCGGCUGCAUCAGCCGGCAGCCAAUCGUUCACGCAGGGCGGUGGCCACGGAUUCGGUGGAUUCUCGGGCUCGGCCGCCAACGCAGGUGCUCAGUCCUUCUCGCAGGGCGCUGGAGGAUUCCCGGGCUUCGGAGGCGCUAGUGGAUCGGCCGCCAAUGCCGGUGCCCAGUCGUUCGGAGGAUAAACGCUUCCCAUCGCUCGGCAUCGUCAAGGCCUUUGGUUUGGCCAAGUAUUACCUCAGCCUCGAAACUGGCCCAUUUCCGCACGAACCAGUGUAGGUGAAUGCGUGAAGUUGUAUAGUUUACUGACGUGUGUGUCUUCCCACUCGGGAAUGUUAAUUCAGAUCCCGAAAAAAGUCUUUGUUCUCGUGGAGUAAAAAUAAAAUAAUAAUGUAAAAAUUUA
This is a messenger RNA of Anopheles arabiensis, 700 nucleotides long. RefSeq names its product glycine-rich cell wall structural protein-like. Bases 81 to 482 code for a protein of 133 amino acids. The record is from RefSeq and is a predicted model, not a curated record. The transcript has 2 exons. NCBI's taxonomy places the organism in Eukaryota, Metazoa, Arthropoda, Insecta, Diptera, Culicidae.